GGGCGAGUAGGGGGUUGGGCGGGAGGAAGGUCGGGGUGAGGGAGAGGAUUGGGUGCUUUCAGUGGACGUGGUUUACUAUGACUAUGGCUACGGGAGGCAUCGCCAACGUCUUGCAUUCAAUACCAUACCAGUCACAAUGGUUGACUGGAAUUGGCAUGGCCUUUUUCUUCCUCAACCUCUGCCUAUUCAUCAUGAACUGCAUCCUCAUCUCGUUGCGGUUUUACUGGCGCCCCGGGAGCCUCGUAGACUCGUUUAACGACCAGUACGAGAGUUUGUUUAUCUCGUCCAUUAUCGUUUCAAUAGCCACCAUCUUCAUUACCAUCACCCAGUAUGGCAUCCCUUACACAGGCCCCUGGCUUCUGAGCGUCAUCGAAGCCCUCUUCUGGGUCUACAUCGGCGUGAGCACCCUCGUCAGCGCCAGCCUGUACCUCACCCUCUGGUCCACGCAAGUCUUCCCCAUCCACACCAUGACCCCCGUCUGGGUCUUCCCGGCCUACCCGCUCCUCCUCUCGGCGCCCUUCGGCGGCAACCUGGUGUCGGCCGCCAGCAAGGCCGGCCGGCUGGACGGCAUCAACACGGUCCCCGUGGCGCUGGCGGCCGUCACGGUGCAGGGCACGGGCUUCCUCAUCAGCUUCAUGAUCUGCGCCGCCUUCCUGUACCGCCUCAUGACCCAGAAGCUGCCGCGCGACCACCAGCGCCCCGGUGUGUUCAUCUCCAUCGGACCGAGCGGCUUCACUUGCGCCGGUUUAGUACAGCUAGGCUCGCAAACGGCCGCCAUCUUCCCGCCGGGCUUCGCGGGCACGCAGCACGCGGCCGACAUCCUGCGGCUGCUGUCCUACAUGGCGGGGCUCUGGCUGUGGGGGCUGAGCAUCUGGUUCUUCCUCGUCUCGGUCGGGUCGCUGUGGAAGUACCUGCGGCCCGAGAGCAAGGGCAAGCUGCGCUUCCAGAUGACGUGGUUCUCGUUUGUGUUCCCCAACACGGCGCUCGUGACGGCUACGGAGGCGCUCGGCGGCGCGUUUGACAGCCCCGGUCUCAAGAUCUUUGGGUGCGUGCUGGCGGCGUUUUUGGUGUUGGUGUGGAUCUUGGUCUUCACGGAGAUGCUGCGGUGUUUGUGGAAAAGAGAGUUGUAAGUUGCGUCCUUUUCAUUCCCCUUCCCACCACUGCUCCCCUAGGCGCUGCAAGGCAGCGAGACAGAGAAGAGGAACACCGGGAACAGAUCUACUAGAGUCAGAUUUGAC
Messenger RNA from Chaetomium fimeti, 1238 nucleotides. RefSeq names its product voltage-dependent anion channel. Gene Ontology annotation, cellular component: membrane. Gene Ontology annotation, molecular function: malate transmembrane transporter activity. NCBI's taxonomy places the organism in Eukaryota, Fungi, Ascomycota, Sordariomycetes, Sordariales, Chaetomiaceae. The record is from RefSeq and is a predicted model, not a curated record. Gene Ontology annotation, biological process: malate transmembrane transport. The coding region runs from base 78 to 1130 and encodes 350 amino acids. The transcript is spliced from 8 exons.